GAAACAUUUGGGGUCCUUUCACUUCACGUGUGCGCCUGCAGCUUUGACAUCGUGAGAGAAAACCAUGCCGAAGUCAAGGAGGGACAAGAAAAUUUCGUUAACGAAAACAGUCAAGAAAGGACUGGAGUCAAAACAGAAGUUAAUAGACGAGCUACGGAAAUGUGUAGACACCUACAGAAACCUGUUCAUAUUCUCUGUGGCCAAUAUGAGGAAUAACAAACUGAAAGACAUCAGGGCAGCAUGGAAACACAGCAGGUUCUUCUUUGGGAAAAAUAAAGUCAUGAUGAUUGCCUUGGGUAAAGGACAAUCGGACGAAUACAAAGAUAAUUUGCACAAGAUCACCAAGUGUUUACGAGGAGAAGUGGGCGUGCUAUUCACAAAUAAAACAAAGGAUGAAGUACAGGAGUAUUUCAGUCAUUUCAAAGAGACGGAUUAUGCACGGUCAGGCAACCAAGCACAGAUGGACAUAACUCUGGAUGAGGGACCCCUCGAACAGUUUCCUCACUCAAUGGAGCCCCAGUUGAGGCAAUUAGGACUUCCCACUGCCCUCAAGAAAGGAGUGGUGACACUGCUGAAGGACCAUGAAGUCUGUAAGGAGGGAGACGUGCUAACUCCUGAGCAGGCUCGUAUUCUGAAACUCUUUGGCAUCGAGAUGGCAGAAUUCAAGGUCCAGAUCAAAUGUAUGUGGAACUCGGAGACCGGCGAGUUUGAGAACAUUGCUGGUGAGGAAGAGUCUAUGCAGGAUAACGAAGAAGAGGAAGAGGAUGAUGCAGAAUAAAACAUCUACAUGGACAGACGUCUGCACACAUCUGUUUUUUUUUUUAAGUCAGUUUUUCCAGCCUUUAAUAGCAGAGGGACUUUGAUGUUGAAAACAUUUAAUCCUGACAGCAUGUGCUGCUCCUGGAGUCUGUAAUCUCUCUCCCUGUGUCCUUUGUUCACCCCCCCAAACAUGAACAUAUGUUUGUCAACCUUAAAUUUUAGCUUUGGGCUGAAUUGUUUUUCAGUAAACACUGGUGACUGGAGUCAAAAGAUGUAAUAAUCCCCUACAUGUAAUCAUGAGAUGCCACUUGUUCUGUCAACAAAAGGGUUGUAUUGCAUGCAAGAAUUUUGCCAUUCAGCCCAAACAAAUCGGCACGUUCUUGUGUGUGACGACCCAACUCAUCCAAUGUAUUCACUGUACAAAAAACACUUUUUUUAUGUGAAAAAUUGAGUUUCUUUUUAUUGUAACAGUUUCAUUAAGGCAGACUCCAGAGAAGGUUAUUUUUUUCCUGAAAAAAUAUCCAGAGUUUUCAUUUUUACAUUUGUACAUUGACAAUGAAGUGCUCUUCACAUUAA
This is a messenger RNA of Epinephelus lanceolatus (giant grouper), 1335 nucleotides long. It is a transcript of the gene mrto4, whose product is annotated as MRT4 homolog, ribosome maturation factor. The record is from RefSeq and is a predicted model, not a curated record. Lineage: Eukaryota; Metazoa; Chordata; Actinopteri; Perciformes; Serranidae. Gene Ontology annotation, molecular function: RNA binding. Gene Ontology annotation, cellular component: preribosome, large subunit precursor; nucleolus. Gene Ontology annotation, biological process: rRNA processing; ribosomal large subunit biogenesis; nuclear-transcribed mRNA catabolic process.